This is a messenger RNA of Choloepus didactylus (southern two-toed sloth), 999 nucleotides long. Its product is annotated as olfactory receptor 10C1-like. The record is from RefSeq and is a predicted model, not a curated record. Gene Ontology annotation, biological process: G protein-coupled receptor signaling pathway. The transcript has 2 exons. Gene Ontology annotation, molecular function: G protein-coupled receptor activity; olfactory receptor activity. Gene Ontology annotation, cellular component: membrane. Bases 4 to 999 code for a protein of 331 amino acids. NCBI's taxonomy places the organism in Eukaryota, Metazoa, Chordata, Mammalia, Pilosa, Megalonychidae.
GUCAUGAGCCUCAACUGCUCCUUGUGGCAGGAGAACAGCAUGUUUGUCAAACGCUUUGCAUUUGCCAAAUUCUCUGAGGUCCCUGAGUGGUGUUUCCUCUUGUUCACCCUCAUCCUGCUCAUGUUCCUUGCAUCGCUGACGGGCAAUGUGCUCAUAGCCCUCACCAUCUGGACCACCCCAGGCCUCCACACUCCCAUGUACUUCUUCCUGGCCAACUUGUCUCUCUUGGAGAUUGGCUACACUUGCUCCGUCAUACCCAAGAUGCUGCAGAGUCUUGUGAGUGAGGCCCGAGGGAUCUCUCGAGAGGGUUGUGCCAUGCAGAUGUUUUUCUUUACAUUUUUUGCUAUUAGUGAGUGCAGCCUUUUGGCAGCCAUGGCUUUUGACCGCUAUAUGGCCAUAUGCUCCCCACUCCACUAUGCAACACGAAUGAGUCGUGGGGCGUGUGCCAAUCUGGCAAUGGUUUCCUGGGGGGUGGGAUGCAUGGUAGGCCUGGGCCAGACCAACUAUAUUUUCUCCUUGGACUUCUGUGGCCCCUGUGAGAUAGACCACUUCUUCUGUGAUCUCCCACCCAUCCUGGAACUCGCCUGUGGGGAUACUUCCCAUAAUGAGGCUGCAGUCUUUGUUGUGGCCAUCCUUUGCAUAUCCAGCCCAUUUUUGCUGAUUAUUGCUUCCUAUGGCAGAAUUCUAGCUGCUGUGCUCAUCAUGCCCUCACCUGAGGGCCGCCAUAAAGCUCUUUCCACCUGUUCUUCCCACCUCCUGGUGGUAACGCUUUUCUAUGGCUCAGGAUCUGUCACCUACUUGAGGCCCAAAGCCAGCCACUCACCAGGAACAGACAAGCUCCUCGCCCUUUUCUAUACAGUGGUGACAUCCAUGCUCAACCCCAUCAUCUACAGUUUACGGAACAAGGAAGUCAAGGCAGCUCUCCAGAGAACCCUGGUUCUAAAGAAAAUCAAAACAUUAUCUAAAUUCACUACUAACUUUGAAGUGAACAAAUUUUAA